This is a messenger RNA of Aspergillus udagawae, 594 nucleotides long. RefSeq lists its product as uncharacterized. The transcript has a single exon. The record is from RefSeq and is a predicted model, not a curated record. Gene Ontology annotation, molecular function: indoleamine 2,3-dioxygenase activity; metal ion binding; heme binding. The coding region runs from base 1 to 594 and encodes 197 amino acids. Gene Ontology annotation, cellular component: cytoplasm. Gene Ontology annotation, biological process: 'de novo' NAD+ biosynthetic process from L-tryptophan. Lineage: Eukaryota; Fungi; Ascomycota; Eurotiomycetes; Eurotiales; Aspergillaceae.
AUGGCAGAUGCUGGACUGCCUAAGGGAGUGUGGUAUGACGAUGGCACCGGAUGUCGGCAGUACCGCCGGUACAGCGGCGGCAGCAAUGCGCAGAGCCCGCUUAUUCAUUUUUUUGACGCCGUUCUGGGGAUCAAGCACGAUGAAGUUUACAUACAGCAAGAUUGCAACAACUAUCGACGCCCCUUGGCCCAUGGGUUCCUGGCUGAAAUGCGCAAUUACAUGUUUGGUCCUCAUCGCCUUUUCUUGGACGAUAUAUCUCCUGUGGCUAAAAUCCUGGAGUAUGUGGUGUCCCGCCCUUAUGAUAGAGUCCUUCAGUCUCUGUAUGAUUCGUGUCUUGAUAUGCUUCGUACUCUCCGUGACAGGCAUAUUCAAAUGGUCACACGAUAUAUUGUGGUCGAGUCGUGCAAGAGACAGGCCAGCCCGUGCCCACUGGGCCAAUGUCCAUUAGAUGGUACAGGCAAUAUUGCACAGCCUGGUGCGGAAGGACGGACGGAUGUCGGGAUAAAAAUCGAGAAAUUACGCGGUACAGGUGGCACUGCUCUUCUGCGUUUUCUCAAGCAGGUUCGGAAUCGUACAAGGAGGUCCAUGACCUGA